Molecule: messenger RNA, 1559 nt
Organism: Antechinus flavipes (yellow-footed antechinus)
Lineage: Eukaryota; Metazoa; Chordata; Mammalia; Dasyuromorphia; Dasyuridae
Gene: PSME1
Product: proteasome activator subunit 1
Exons: 11
Coding region: 672-1421 (249 amino acids)
Biological process (GO): regulation of G1/S transition of mitotic cell cycle; regulation of proteasomal protein catabolic process; positive regulation of endopeptidase activity
Cellular component (GO): proteasome activator complex; nucleoplasm; cytoplasm
Molecular function (GO): endopeptidase activator activity
Source: RefSeq, a predicted model, not a curated record
CAUUCCAGGUUGAUCCCUAACACACCCUAGGGUGGGAGGUGGUGAAUUGCUAUCAUUCCUUAAAAGGCAUCUCCAAAACAAGCCUACCAUCCCAUGACCCCCCAGCCCUACUCACAGCCUUCCGCAGAUCUCCUGCGAUGUCUUUUACUUCCAGCAUCUUCCAUGAACAAUUCCACCAAGGACAAAAACAGAUAUACACAUGUGGACAAAUGGAAACACUGGCUGCAUACAUGAAGUUUGUGAAAGCCUACAUGUCUGUUGCCUUCACUCUGUGACUGAGACACUACAGAGAGGAAGACACAGGUUGAGUAGGGCUGGAAGAGAGAAGGGCAAGAGGAGGGAAGGAUGGCCUGGGGGUGUUGGGAGGAAAAGGGGCGCAUCCCUUUGGGUCAAGAGGUCCUUGGAGACAACGGCUGAGCAGAUCACAAGGGGCAGGAACCAGACAAAACAGUUUGGAUGAGAGCUUUCUGUCCCUGCUCUCUGGCACAGCACUUUGGUGCCCAGCCCUGUCUCCUCCUGGCCCCUCUCCUUUCCCCUCCCUCUUCUAACCUGACCCCGCCUCCGGCUCAGUUCCUCCCUCCCAGGGAAGUCCCUACUGGCAAAGCUGCUUUCACUUUCCCUUCCCCCUAGCUCCUGUCUCGCUGCUCGUUCUAGUCCUUAACCCCCCUGCAAUGGCCAACCUCAGUGUUAAACCUGAAGCCCAAGCCAAGGUGGAUUUUUUCAGGACGGAGUUAUGUACUCAGGCAGAGAUCCUACUUGCAACCUAUUUCCCUGCGAAGAUUUCAGAGCUGGAUGAGUUCUUGAAGGACCCAUCUCUGAAUGAAGCUGAUUUGAGUCUCCUAAAGGCUCCCUUGGACAUCCCAGUCCCUGACCCAGCCAAAGAAAAAGAGAAGGAAGAACGUCGGAAACAAGAAGAGAAGGAUGAUAAGGAUGGAAAGAAAAAAGAGGAAGAUGAAGAUAAAGGUCCUCCUUGUGGGCCUGUAAACUGCAAUGAGAAGAUUGUGUCCCUUAUAUCUCGGUUGAAGCCUGAGAUCAAAGAUGUGAAAGAACAGCUCAACCUGGUUUCCAUGUGGCUGCAGCUACAAGUGCCCCGUAUUGAGGAUGGAAACAACUUUGGAGUAGCUGUCCAGGAGAAGGUAUUUGAGCUGAUGACUACACUACGAACUAAGUUGGAUGGCUUCCACACCCAGAUUUCAAAAUACUUCUCUGAAAGGGGUGAUGCAGUGGCUAAAGCAGCAAAGCAGCCACAUGUGGGUGACUACCGACAGCUGGUUCAUGAACUGGAUGAAGCACAGUAUGGAGAGACAAGACUGAUGGUCAUGGAGAUCCGAAAUACUUAUGCUGUAUUAUAUGACAUCAUCCUGAAGAACUUUGAGAAGAUCAAGAAGCCCAGGGGAGACACAAAAGGAAUGAUCUACUGAAAAACAGAGCCAGCCUGCCUGCCUUCUCCAUUGCUCCUUAACUAGGAUUAUCUGUCUUGCCACAGACCAGUUUCCAUUUAGAACUACCCUUCUUAUCCAUACCUUGCCUUCUGGGCACCAAUAAAUUUUGUCACAUCA